AUAAAACCCAGAGCUCACAGUGACAGCUGACACUAGAAAGGGUGAGGUGUGCAGAGAAUGGGUCUCGGCAACAUGAGCAGCUGCCUGCUUCUUCUGGUUAUCUUGUGCUGUGGUAUGUUCCAAGACAUUCUGUCCCAAAAUCACAACUGUCAACCAGGUCAUCGAUUUGAAUCAUCACAAAACAAAUGUUUCGAUAUCGAUGAAUGUAAAAAUGUUGCUAUAUGUGGACCUCGCAAAAGGUGUUGGAACACAGCUGGCUCUUACAGGUGUCAAUGCAAGCAAGGGUACAACACAGUCAAUCAGGACUGUGAAGAUAUCGAUGAAUGUACUUCCACUCCGUGUGCCCAUGAAGCAACUUGUCAGAACACAGAUGGUUCAUUCAAGUGUAUUUGCAGCACAGGUUUUCAGUCGACUGAGAAGGCUGGCUCCAGUGGAAGGAGGAGCUGUGAAGAUAUCGAUGAAUGCAAGUCCUCACCUUGUCACAAACAUGCAACUUGUAUCAAUGUAAUGGGAUCCUACCAGUGCAACUGCAACACAGGGUUUCGGGAAUUACCUGCGACCAUCAACCUCACGGCAGGGAAAGUUUGUGAAGAUAUUGACGAGUGUGAAUCCUCUCCGUGUCACCAACUUGCAACUUGCAACAACACACUGGGUUCCUACCAGUGCAACUGUGUUGCGGGGUAUCAGGCAUCUACUGCGACUGCCAGCCUCACUGCAGGGAAGGUUUGUGAAGAUAUCGAUGAAUGCAAAUCCUCACCUUGUCACAAACAUGCAACUUGCAUCAACACAGUGGGAUCCUACCAGUGCAACUGCAGCACAGGGUUUUGGGAAUUACCUGCAACCAGCAACCUCAUGGCCGGGAAAGUUUGUGAAGAUAUCGAUGAAUGCAAGUCUUCACCUUGUCACGAACAUGCAACUUGUAACAACGUAAUGGGAUCCUACCAGUGCAACUGCAAAACAGGGUUACAGGCAUUACCUGCAACUGCCAACCUCACAGCAGGGAAAAUUUGUAAAGAUGUGGAUGAAUGCCAGGAUAAAAAUGCGUGCGGAGUGAACACGACCUGUCGCAACUCCUUUGGGUCUUUUUACUGCGUCUGCAAAGCGGGAUAUCACCAGAAACAGGGAGACACUCAGCUGGCCUGUACAGUUGAUCCACUUUCCUGUCCUGACUCUGAGAAGCAGAACUCUACGCUGUCGCAGUGCAACCUGGAUUAUUCAGCAAACUCCCAGCAGUUAAACUCUGCAGAAGACGUGCUGAAUUUAGCUGAUUGCUACCGUGAUAAAAUCUGUCAGAAUUUCAGUAGGAAAAACGAUACCAAGGAUUUGACGACAUUUGUAAACAAUGUUCUUAAUAGUUCGCGGCUGGAUAGCAUGGACACCACUCAAAGGCUAAAGGUGGCAACGGCCACAGUGGACCUCUUGGAGAACAUGGCAAUGGCCAUUGCUCUGAAACAAAACACUUCAAAACCACAGACCAUAGAAACAAGCUCCUUUGUUCUUAAGGUCAUGGUGCCUGAAAGGAACAAUGCGGGUGCAGACCAACUGGUGAAAUUGGAAACUCAGAAUAAUUCCUUUGAGAUUGACUGGAGAACCAUUGCUGGAGGAAAUAACACUGAGUUUCAGGCCAUUUCCUUUAUUGUAUUCAAAGACUUGGAAUCCCAGCUGAACCAAGAAAUUCGUCCAUCUCAGAACCAAGGCGGCCGUCCAUCUCAGAACAAUGUCUCAUUAAACUCCAAGGUGAUAGCUGCCACCAUCAGCAACAAAGCCGUCAGCUCUAAUCUGAAGGAAAAGUUUAAUUUGACUCUGAACCUCAACCAGGAAAAGGAAGUCGGUGAAGAGCCAGAAUGUGUCUAUUGGAGUAAUACCGAAGAGAAAAGUGUCUGGUUAUCUGAUGGUUGUGAACGGAUCGAUUCCAAUCAGACCCAUGUAACCUGCCAGUGUAACCACCUGACAAGCUUUGCUAUUUUAAUGGCUCCAGUUAAGAUUGAGACUGACGACUGGCACUUGGAGAUGAUCACCUACAUCGGCCUCAUCAUCUCCCUUUUCUGCCUCGCUGCCUCGAUUGCCAUAUUUGUCAACUGCAAAUCCAUCCAGAAUGCUAACACCAAUCUUCACAAGCACCUGAGUAUUACCCUCUUCCUGGCACAGUUCGUCUUUCUGAUCGGAAUGCGGAUUAAACAGCCGGUUGUGUGCGCCCUGAUUGCCGGGUGUCUGCAUUACCUCUUCCUUGCCGUCUUCGUCUGGAUGUUCCUGGACAGUUUGCAGCUCUUCAUCAUGUCCAGAAACCUGACAGUCACCAAUUUCACUCGCACACAUAUCAUCAAACGAAGAUACCUGUACAUUUCCUCUUAUGCUCUUCCUGCUGUGAUAGUCAUUAUCUCAGCGGCAAUAUACCCCGGAGGCUAUGGAACAGAAACUGCCUGUUGGCUGAAGCACGAGUCGGGGUUUAACUGGAGUUUCCAGGGCCCGGUCUGUUUCGUGAUUCUGGUCAAUACAGUCCUUUUAUUUGCGACUCUGUAUUUACUGAGACGCCAUUUGAACUCGCGCAACAAGGAGGUGUCGAAGCUGAAGGAAACCAAAUCCCUAACCAUUAAGGCUGCAGCACGGAUGUUUGUUUUGGGAUGCACAUGGAGCUUUGGAAUAUUUCAAGUUGAUAAGAGCACUGCAGUGUUCUCCCACUUAUUCACAGUCAUCAACAGUCUCCAGGGUCUGUUCGUUUUCCUUAUUUACUGCGUUUUCAAUCACCGGGUGGUUAAUGAAUUACGGAAAUGGUUGACUAGUAAACAGAAGGGCAUCACCACAGAGUCCUCACAGAUGGAGGUGAACAUGACUGAGACUUAUAGAACAAACCAAUCAGAGGGAUCCAAGACCCAAUAACAAGAUUCUUCUCAGCGGAGUUUCUUUCUUUCAUUCUCUUUCGCUCUCGCUGUGCGUCUGGCUCUGAAGUUCGUGGGUUCAAAACCCACUCCCAAGCACGGAGAGUUCUGUUGGAGGAUUGGUCAUACCUGCAGAAUUAUUUGACUUGUAAAAGUCUGAAAGUGUGUGUAUGAAAGUGAGUCUGUAUAAGAAUAUGUGUGAGAUCUGAUGUUAUAAUGAAUGUGAUUGUAAAUAAAUUUCAGGAGUUUUGCUGAAUUUCCAAAUUUUGCUGAGUUAUCCUGUUAUUUUGAUUGUUAUUCCUUAUGAGAUAUAUGACUCUGGUGUCAACAUAGUUGAGAUCUUACCUAAAGUUAAUGUGAGAUACCAGAUUUGAACUUGACCUUGUCCUAUCAUGUUGUAUCUUUACAACUUCAGCAUAAAGAUGAGGUACAGAAUGCACACCAUGUAGCAGAUAGGUACAGAACUUGGAUAUGUGCGCAGUUCAUGUUCACACAUAGGCACUCACUGCACAGACCUGAAGCACAUGUAUAGCAGAAACAUACACACAAAUGCACAUGUGCACACGUGCGCACACACAGAACUCAAAAAUGUGCAGCAGAGACACACACACACACACACAUACACAUACACAUACACACACAGACACACACACACACACAUACACACACACACACACACACACACACACACACACACAUACACAUACGCACACAGACACAGACAUACACAACUUAGUGUGCUGAUUUUAGCCUGUGAUUGAGCAUCCCAGCAUGAGAGAACCAUCAUGCCUUCCUCUCUUCUGUCUUUAUAAAUGGAAACUGUUGCCAGACUUGUUUGCUAUAUCCUUUUUAAAACCAUCUGCACAAGAAAUAUCUAUGUUUUUUGGAGUAAGAAUAAAGCUGUUUAUUUACUACUUUACAUCAAAGUUGCUAGUGAACGCAGCAGGCCAAGCAGCAUCUAUAGGAAGAGGUGCAGUCGACGUUUCAGGCCGAGAC
Mobula hypostoma (lesser devil ray) is the source of this 3872-nucleotide messenger RNA. RefSeq names its product adhesion G protein-coupled receptor E2-like. The transcript is spliced from 22 exons. Gene Ontology annotation, molecular function: calcium ion binding; G protein-coupled receptor activity. Lineage: Eukaryota; Metazoa; Chordata; Chondrichthyes; Myliobatiformes; Myliobatidae. Gene Ontology annotation, cellular component: plasma membrane. The record is from RefSeq and is a predicted model, not a curated record. Bases 58 to 2877 code for a protein of 939 amino acids. Gene Ontology annotation, biological process: cell surface receptor signaling pathway; adenylate cyclase-activating G protein-coupled receptor signaling pathway.